Molecule: messenger RNA, 3342 nt
Organism: Xyrichtys novacula (pearly razorfish)
Lineage: Eukaryota; Metazoa; Chordata; Actinopteri; Labriformes; Labridae
Source: the annotation of a GenBank genome assembly
AUGUCCACUGAAGUGCAGCGAGGCGACACCCUUUCGAGCAGCUCGUCUACCUACGCCGUCUUGGACUUCAUCGGGGAGGGCUGCUUUGGUAAAGUGGCCAAGUGCCUGAACACUCGGACCAGGGAGACAGUGGCCAUCAAGAUCUGCAAGGAGACCCCUGGAGUUAUCAAUGAGAAAGAGGUAGACUUUAGGACUCAUUUGAUUCUGCAGAGUUUGAUCUGCUUUAAUAAUACACACAUUUUUAGACUUCAGCAUCCUCACUGAGGUCAGACUUUUCAAAGACACCUGUUAAACUAAACCAGAUACAUGCAGUACAAACAUAAUCCACUAGGGGACAGAAGACAUGCCUCAUCAGACCUUAGUGUGGCACAUCAAAUCUGACUUUUUUUGUUUUUUAAAUAAAUAUUUCUGCUGAUAUUAAAAAAAAUAAAGGAGGAAGUGCAAUCAAACUAUUACUGAUACUUCAACAUGAACAUAAAGUUCAGCCUAUAAGUUUAUCUUUGACUGUGCACCUGAUUUUACAGUAAAAUCAUGUAAAAUUAUGUCCAAUUCUUUACAGUCUGACUUGAUUUAGUCCUUUGUCAAUCUUGUCAACUUUAUGCAUCAUGCUCUCCUAGUAAUUUAGAUAUGUACAGAGUAUAAAUUGCUGUAUUUAGAGUAUCUGCUUUAUUUGAAGUGGGAGAUAUUGGAUGUUGUUUGUGAAUCAUUUGCUCUAGAAUUUUCUUUUCCUGAUUCAUUUUGACUAAAAACUGAUGAAUUUAAGGCAAGAAUGGAGAAUAUUUGGUGCUUCAGACUGAUGUUUUAGAUGAUAAAUAAGUACAGAGUUGAAGAUGUCAUGAGGUGGUACAGUUUUCUGAGCAUUUGUGCUGUCUCCUCUUUCCUCCUCAGAUCUCCACCUUAGAGAGGCUCUCGGUCCUGGAUCCUGAAAGUUCCAACCUGAUCCGUUUCAUUGAGAGGUUUGACCACGUGGGACAGUGCUGUCUGGCGUUCGAGAUGCUGGACAUUAAUCUGUUCGACCUGCUAGUUAGCGGCCAGCCGCUCUCUCUCAGCGCCAUCAGACCGAUCGCUCAGCAGGUAUGUCAGCAGUUAGAUCAGUUGUACAAAUGUAGCUCCCAAUCAAAACAGAGACAGCUGAGAGCUGUUUGAGUUCAAGACUUCAGACAGCUCAGGAGGAGAAUUUUUCUCAAAUUUUUACAGCCAGACUGCAAGCAACUCUAAGUUAGAAUCAGAAUCAGAAAACAACAAUAAUUUGGCUAAGGUUUAGUGUGCUCAUUGUACAUGACAUGUUUUGCACACCUGAUGUGUUUGCUCUGGUCUGUUUGGUUUUCUGGUAACUUUGAAGCCAAUGUGAGCUCAGGAAUCCUGUUGGUGCUUAAUGCUUUAUAAGAAACUUCUUUGAUCAAACUCAGCAGCAGAUGAAAAACUAAAGUCUGUCCUCUUUUUAAUCCUGCAGCUGAUGGUCGCUCUUGAUGCCCUGAAGGGUCUGGGGAUUGUCCACUGCGACAUAAAGCCAGAUAAUAUCAUGCUGGUCAGUCGCAGCCAGCCCUUCAGGGUGAAACUGAUAGAUUUUGGAGAGGCGCUUCCAGUAUCCCAACUACCACGUGGUCCCCUCUUUCAGCCUCUUGGAUACAGGUGGGUUCAUCCUGCAGCUCAGGGGUUAAAUCAGAGGAGUUUGACUCUUGAUAAAGAGACAGACAGACUUCUAACCUGUUGUGUGUUUCUUCCUCCUCAGAGCUCCAGAGGUAUCCUUGGGCCUGCCCCUCACGGAGGCAAUCGACAUGUGGGGGGUUGGCUGUGUUUUGGCCUCCCUUUUUUUGGCAGACAACCCAUUCCCAGUGGAGUGUGACUAUCUGAUGGUAGGUGACCUUCCUCACACACAGAGGAGACUUUCUGCAGACCCUCCCCUGACCGUCUUUUUCUUUAUUUCUCUCUGCAGAUGAAACACAUAGUCAUAACGUUGGGCCAGCCUGAGGACCACCUGCUUGCCGCUGGUGAAAACACCCACCGGUAUUUUAAGCAGGACCCCUGGUGGGACCUGGAGGAUCCGCUGGCAUGGAGGCUGCUGGUAGAGAAACCAUGUUCCUCUUUCUUUGUAAAAUCACCUCUCUCAAUCACUUUGAAAAAACUGUCAUCUGACACAUUUUGUUUCUACAGACACCCAGAGAAUAUGAGACAGAGAAUUCCAGGCGCGCCUUCCUGGAUGACACAGAGCCUCUGAGAUCUCUGGAGGAUCUGGCUCAUGUAGGUCCUCUCUACUGUGUUUUAAAGACAAAUCAGAAGUAGUUAGUGAACAUCAGCUGACCUGAAUCUGUCUCCAAAUUUCAGAUCUAUUCAGACGGUGAUUCUGCAGAGAUGGAGGACAGGUUGGCUUUCGUGGACUUCCUGAAAGAUCUCCUCCAUCUCGAUGGGGCCAAAAGGAUCUCUCCUUCUACAGCUCUCCAGCACACGUAUCUGACCAUGAGUCACCAGGUCAUGUCUCCAGAGACCACAGAUGAGUAAGUGACUGUGUGGAUGAAGCAAAGCAAGGCAGCAUUAUUUUAUCAAGCUCCAUUCAUGCACAGAGGGAUUCAGAUGCUUUACAGAGAUCAAAACAAAAAGUUCAGAGCAUUCAAAGCAUUCAGAAAGAAUCUGAUAUUUAACAUGCACACAGACAUCUGUCUCACUGGCUGUAUUGAUGAUUGAUUCACUGAUUGAUCUUCACCCUUUUCCUUCCUGGACAGCACCACAAGUGUGAUGGGGAGCUCACCAACCCCACACCAGCAGUCAGCCCCAACAAGCGGCCAUGAAACUGAGGACAGUGGUCUUUCUGUUGAAGAGGAGCCACCUCAAGAUGCAGACUGCCUCAGUGAGGGUCAACUGGUGGAGUCUCCCUUUGCCCUCUCAGCAUCAAGCGCCAUUUGUUUGGCCUUUGACUCUGCCUCUUUGGUGUCAGAGGGAGACUCUGUUGAAGAGGAGCAACCACAAGAUGCAGACUACCUCAGUGAGGGUCAACUGGUGGAGUCUCCCUUUGCCCUCUCAGCAUCCAGCGGCAUUCGUUUGGCCUUCGACUCUGCCUCUGUGGUGUCAUACUCUGUGGUGUCAGACUCUGUAAUGUCAGACUCCUUUCCAUGGUCAGACCACAGCUCUCUAGACUUAGACUCUGUCUCUCUGGCCUCAGACAUAACCCCUCCAGCCUCAGACUCCUCCACUCUGGCCUUUGCCUGCGCCUCUCCGGCAUCAGCCUCUGCCUCCCUGGCCUCAGCCUCCACCAGCCGCAGCAGGAACCUACUGAAGAGGGUCCGAAGCUUCUUCAGCAGGUUGAAGACGGCCCUCUGUUGCUGCUGUCGGGCAGAGGAGGACUAA